Molecule: messenger RNA, 288 nt
Organism: Cetraspora pellucida
Lineage: Eukaryota; Fungi; Glomeromycota; Glomeromycetes; Diversisporales; Gigasporaceae
Source: the annotation of a GenBank genome assembly
AUGACCGGCAAACCUAAAGAAGACAAUAACGAAGUUAGUAGACAGAAAUCAAAAGAAAGUCACAAAAGAACAAACUACAAGCAACAUUACCGUCCUGGUGCUAAUUUAAUGACUGGCGAACCUAAAGAAGACAAUAACGAAGUUAGUAGACAGAAAUCAAAAGAAAAAGACAAUAACGAAGUUAGUAGACAGAAAUCAAAUAAAAGUCACAAAAGAACAAACUACAAGCAACAUUAUUGUCCUGGUGCUAAUUUCAAGACCGGUGAACCUAAAGAAGACAAUAACGAA